AUGGGCGCGCCGCGUCCUGGCCACGGACGCGCACCCAGUUUGGGCACGCCCUCAGGCAGUAGCUCCUCGAUUGGGCUGCGGCGCAAUGUCAGCUCGUUGGUGACCAACGUGGACAAGCACGGUGGGCCACGGCGCAGACGGUCAAAGACCAAUCUGCGGUCCAACAGCAGAUCUCUGUCGCGUCCAGGGUCGCCCACAGGGUCGGUGUGCAGUGACGUGAGUAGUGUUAGUGGGAAGAGCUUGACUAUUGUGCUGAAGCUCGGCACUAGCUCUAUUUGCGAUCCGGUCACGCAUAUGCCCAUGCUGGCUAAUCUAUCCAUGAUGGUCGAGACUAUUGUUAAGCUCAAGGAGCUCGGUCACCGCGUGGUGCUUGUGUCCAGUGGUGCUGUGGGCCUUGGCUUGCGUCGUCUCGACAUACCUAUCAAGCCCAAGGAGCUGGCUGUCAUCCAGGCCAUCGCCGCUGUCGGACAGGGCCGUCUGAUGGCGCUGUACGACGAUCUGUUUGGCCAUCUGGCCCAGCCUGUCGCACAGGUUCUGCUGACGCGUAACGACUUGUCACAGCGCACGCAAUACCUCAACGCCUGCAACACUUUCGAGGCGCUUCUCGAGAUGAGCGUUGUGCCCAUCGUCAAUGAGAACGACACAGUCAGUCUGGGCGAGAUUCGCUUCGGCGACAACGACACGCUGUCCGCGAUCACAGCUGGCAUGGUGCAUGCCGACUACCUGUUCCUGCUGACAGACGUUGACUGUCUGUACACUGACAACCCGCGCCGCAAUGCCAAUGCCAAGCCUGUAACCAACGUUACCGAUAUUAAGGCACUGCGCGAAGCCGUCGACGUGUCCUCUGCCGGAUCAGCCGUCGGCACAGGUGGCAUGGCGACAAAGCUGAUCGCUGCCGAGUUGGCCACGGCGGCCGGCGUCACCACAAUCAUCACAAACGGCGCCAUGCCCCAGCGCGUCGUCGACAUCAUCGAGUACUUUUCGGCGCCCGACACAUUGCCAGACGCGCCGGUGCCGUCCAGCGUGCUAUGCACGCGGUUCACUGCCAAGUUGCGCCCAAUGAUCGACCGUAAGUGGUGGAUUCUGCAUGGUAUGUACUGCGCAGGCACGAUCUACGUCGAUGCCGGUGCUGUUGUUGCGCUGGCACGCUUCAAGAAGUCGCUGUUUGCCGCGGGCAUCAGGCGUGUAGAAGGUGUCUUCUCGUCUAACCAGGCUGUGCGCGUAGCGCGCGUGCUUAACGCCAUGACGCCCAUCCGCUCAGAGGUUAUCGAGAUUGGCCACGGUCUGGUUAACUACACCAGCACUGAGAUCAACCGUAUCCGUGGGUGCCACAGCUCAGAGUUUGAAGCCAUUCUUGGGUACUGUGACUCGGACAACGUCAUCAACCGCGGAAACAUGGUUAUCACGAUUCCUGAAAAUGUACUGGAUGACGUGUUCAUCACACGGAUGCACAAGAACAAGAUCCGCGCCGAGCAACGUGCACCAGUGCCGGUGCAGUCGCCCAAUCUGCAGGCAAUCUAG
Kickxella alabastrina is the source of this 1521-nucleotide messenger RNA. Its product is annotated as Aspartate/glutamate/uridylate kinase. The record is from RefSeq and is a predicted model, not a curated record. Gene Ontology annotation, molecular function: ATP binding; glutamate 5-kinase activity; RNA binding. The transcript has 4 exons. The coding region runs from base 1 to 1521 and encodes 506 amino acids. Lineage: Eukaryota; Fungi; Kickxellomycota; Kickxellomycetes; Kickxellales; Kickxellaceae. Gene Ontology annotation, cellular component: cytoplasm; cytosol.